AUGCGUCCUGUCGGCAAGCAUAUCGCCGGAAUGCUAGCCAACCUGACUACAGUGGGUCUCGACCCGAAAAAACUAGAGCUGCUUGGCCUCAGCCUUGGGGGCGUGUCCAUGACUUUCGUAGCCAAGAACUUCCAACAAAUUACUGGCAGAAACAUCUCAAAGCUUACCGCUCUCGACCCUACUGGACCCUGCGUCAGACACCUUGGACCAAAGGAUAGAUUAGACCCGUCCGAUGCUGAUUUUGUUCUACACAUCGCAACAAAUAUCGGAGGGUAUGGCAUAGGCACUCCGGUUGGACACGUAUCAGUUUAUGUAAACGGAGGGGAGUACCAGCUUGGCGCCCUUCCGUCGUAUUUAUGCGACAACUUAUGCAGUCACAUACAAGCGUUUUUGAUAUGGAUAUCGGUCAUGGAAAACCCUGGCAAAUUCAUCAUGAUGCAAUGUGAUUCUCAGCAGCAAGCGCGAGAUCACAACUGUUUUGAGAGGAAACCAAUGGUAACGAACACUCUGGAUCUAUAUACGGAUAGAAACAAGCCGGAACAAGUUAUAAAGGAACAGAACAUGUUAAAAAUGGAGAAGACAUUAGAAAGUAUAAAUAAAGUGAUAUGUGUAGUUGUGGUAAUCCAGUUGAUGUGUACUUUAGUCACCGCAGUUGAAUAUAAUGAAACUAAUGAGGGUUAUGCACAAAAUUUCUUGCCUAUAUGUCCUGGAGCAAAGAAGCCGGCCGAGAUAAAACCAGAACAUUUGAGCAAAUUAAAAAUCGCAGUUUUCGCCGGCGGUACACUUAUGUACUCCAAGUGGACAUCUUAUAACUACCGCAACAUAAAAACCCUGGCCAUGGACCCUAAUAUUGACUUCAGACGAAAGACGAUCGUGUAUUGUCCUGGAUAUAUGGAAUAUACUGCGUUACCUGUUGGAAGGCUUUUAAUGUUGAAGUAUAAGAACAUGGGGUACAAUGCGUUAACUUUAGAAUAUGUAGACUUCACUUCAAACAUAUUCCCCGUUGUUGCACGCGUGAUGCGUCCUGUUGGCAAGCAUAUCGCCGGAAUGCUAGCCAACCUGACUGCAGUGGGUCUCGACCCGAAAAAACUAGAGCUGCUUGGCGUCAGCCUUGGGGGCUUGUCCAUGACUUUCGUAGCCAAGAACUUCCAACAAAUUACUGGCAGAAACAUCUCAAAGCUUACCGCUCUCGACCCUUCUGGACCCUGCGUCAGACACCUUGGACCAAAGGAUAGAUUAGACCCGUCCGAUGCUGACUUUGUUCUACACAUCGCAACAAAUAUCGGAGGAUAUGGCUUAGGCACUCCGGUUGGACACGUAUCAGUCUAUGUAAACGGAGGGGAGUACCAGCCUGGCGCUCUUCCAUCGUAUUUAUGCGACAACUUAUGCAGUCACAUGCAAGCGUUUUUGAUAUGGAUAUCGGUCAUGGAAAACCCUGGCAAAUUCAUCAUGAUGCAAUGUGAUUCUCAACAGCAAGCGAGAGACCACAAGUGUUCUAAGAGGAAACCAAUGGUAAAGCACAGUCUCGAUCUAUAUACGGAUAGAAACAAGCCGGGUAUUUAUUACUUGGCAACGAGUUCUAAAUACCCGUAUUAUUUAGGUAAAAAAGGCUUAAAAAGGAGUGGGUCGGAAUUUUUGAACCACAUAAGUGAUCUUAAUGUUGUUGACAUUCUGCGAGUUUGA
This is a messenger RNA of Cydia strobilella, 1683 nucleotides long. Its product is annotated as pancreatic lipase-related protein 2-like. Bases 1 to 1683 code for a protein of 560 amino acids. The transcript is spliced from 4 exons. The record is from RefSeq and is a predicted model, not a curated record. Gene Ontology annotation, biological process: lipid catabolic process. Lineage: Eukaryota; Metazoa; Arthropoda; Insecta; Lepidoptera; Tortricidae. Gene Ontology annotation, molecular function: lipase activity.